GAGGUGACGCUGACUUGGUUCGCUUUCCGUGAGCGCGACUGCAGACCCAUAUCCUCUGAGAGCGGCCUUUACCGGCCUGGCGCGUUCAGGCUCCAGCUUUCCGAAGAGACAGCGCUCCUUGUCGCGGCUUCCGCCUGCCAUUUCCAGGUCUGAGCGUCUGUGCAGGGUGACAGCAGCGGUCCGACAUGGCUAAAAGCACGGCCAUCGGCAUCGACCUGGGCACCACCUACUCCUGCGUGGGGGUGUUCCAGCACGGCAAGGUGGAGAUCAUCGCCAACGACCAGGGCAACCGCACCACCCCCAGCUACGUGGCCUUCACCGACACCGAGCGGCUGAUCGGGGAUGCGGCCAAGAACCAGGUGGCGCUGAACCCGCAGAACACGGUGUUUGACGCGAAGCGGCUGAUCGGCCGCAAGUUCGGCGACCCGGUGGUGCAGUCAGACAUGAAGCACUGGCCCUUCCAGGUGAUCAACGACGGAGACAAGCCCAAGGUGAAGGUGAGCUACAAGGGAGAGACCAAGGCGUUCUACCCCGAGGAGAUCUCGUCCAUGGUGCUGACCAAGAUGAAGGAGAUCGCCGAGGCGUACCUGGGCUACCCGGUGACAAACGCAGUGAUCACCGUGCCGGCCUACUUCAACGACUCUCAGCGCCAGGCCACCAAGGAUGCGGGGGUGAUUGCGGGGCUGAACGUGCUGAGAAUCAUCAACGAGCCCACAGCGGCCGCCAUCGCCUAUGGCCUGGACCGGACGGGCAAGGGGGAGCGCAACGUGCUCAUUUUUGACCUGGGUGGCGGUACGUUUGACGUGUCGAUCCUGACGAUCGACGAUGGCAUCUUCGAGGUGAAGGCCACGGCCGGGGACACCCACCUGGGUGGGGAGGACUUUGACAACAGGCUGGUGAGCCACUUCGUGGAAGAGUUCAAGAGGAAGCACAAGAAGGACAUCAGCCAGAACAAGCGAGCUGUGAGGCGGCUGCGUACCGCCUGUGAGAGGGCCAAGAGGACCCUGUCGUCCAGCACCCAGGCCAGCCUGGAGAUUGACUCCUUGUUUGAGGGCAUCGACUUCUACACGUCCAUCACCAGGGCGCGCUUCGAAGAGCUGUGCUCCGACCUGUUCCGCAGCACCCUGGAGCCUGUGGAGAAGGCUCUGCGUGACGCCAAGCUGGACAAGGCGCAGAUCCACGACCUGGUCCUCGUGGGGGGCUCCACACGCAUCCCCAAGGUGCAGAAGCUGCUGCAGGACUUCUUCAACGGGCGCGACCUCAACAAGAGCAUCAACCCCGACGAGGCGGUGGCCUACGGGGCGGCGGUGCAGGCAGCCAUCCUGAUGGGGGACAAAUCUGAAAACGUGCAGGACCUACUGCUGCUGGAUGUGGCUCCCCUCUCCCUGGGGUUGGAGACUGCCGGGGGCGUGAUGACUGCCCUAAUCAAGCGCAACUCCACCAUCCCCACCAAGCAGACGCAGAUCUUCACCACCUACUCCGACAACCAGCCUGGAGUGCUGAUCCAGGUGUACGAGGGCGAGAGGGCCAUGACGCGAGACAACAACCUGCUGGGUCGAUUCGAGCUGAGUGGCAUCCCUCCGGCCCCCCGGGGUGUGCCCCAGAUCGAGGUGACCUUUGACAUCGACGCCAAUGGCAUCCUGAACGUGACGGCCACCGACAAGAGCACGGGCAAGGCCAACAAGAUCACCAUCACUAACGACAAAGGCCGCCUGAGUAAGGAGGACAUUGAGCGCAUGGUGCAGGAGGCUGAGAAGUACAAAGCGGAGGACGAGGUGCAGCGCGAGAGGGUGUCUGCCAAGAAUGCCCUGGAGUCCUAUGCCUUCAACAUGAAGAGCGCAGUGGAGGAUGAGGGGCUCAAGGGCAAGAUCAGUGAGGCUGACAAGAAGAAGGUGCUGGACAAGUGCCAGGAGGUGAUCUCCUGGCUGGAUGCCAACACCCUGGCGGAGAAGGAUGAGUUUGAGCACAAGAGGAAGGAGCUGGAGCAGGUGUGUAACCCCAUCAUUACUGGACUGUACCAGGGUGCGGGUGGCCCUGGAUCUGGUGGCUUUGGAGCUCAGCCUCCCCGGGGCACCUCUGCCUCUGGCCCCACCAUUGAGGAGGUGGAUUAGGGCCAUUUGCCACUUUGCCUAUGUUCUUUGAAAUGAUUGGAGCUCAAGGACCUUGCAUUGCCCUAUGUUUGUUGUACUUUUAGCCUUGUAUUCUUUCUCUUCUUGUAGUCAAGCUGUAACCUGAUAACUGUUUUUGCUUUAAAAAUUUUUUUUUUGUUUGUGGUGGAACUAGUGUGUUUGUUGGAAUUGUCUGCAUUUUAUGUAAGUUGGUACUACAAGUUUGUUUUAAUCUGCAAGUGAAUCAACACUGCCACCCUCUGUCUGAUUUCUUGCUGUCCAAAGCAUGCCAAAGCGAGAGACUGUUUUAUUUUUAUAGUAUUGUUUAUGUAAAGUUGAGAAAUAAAAUAUCAAAGGUGUUACUUUUUCCGCUGUUUGUAUUUGGGAAAGGAUAAUGGGCCUUCAGUCCCUGGGUGGGGCCGGGUUGCUAACCAAAAGGUUGGAGAAUUGAGUUCACCCAGAGGUGUCUUGGGGACAGAGUCCUUGUAAUCUAUUUCUAAAAAAUCCAGCCAUUGAAAACCCUGUGGAGCACAGCUCUAAAGACACAUUGGAUUGCCAUAAAUCAGAGUAAACUCGAUGGCAUCCAGUUUAAUGGGCCUUCUCAGUAUGUUUGACUUCCCUGGACAGGGAAAGGGACGAUGCUUCUGAGGGAGGGUACAUAUACCAAAAGCCAUGGCUAUUUUUGUUGAGACUUCUUGUGGAAGGUAAAUGACAUCCUUCUUGGGGAGAAGGCAAAAAUUACAGAUAAACAUUUUUGAGAUGGGGCUUGUUUCUGGGAAAAAUAUGGAUGGGGCCCAAAAAAGGGUGCCAAGGAGGUGUGGGUUGACUGGGCAGAAAUGGGGAGGCAGUGUGGAGGGUGGUUCUUGGCUCCUUGCUCUCCUCCCUGCACUUAAUGUGUGUAGAGCCCUUAAGCUUAAUUUCUCCUCACCUGUGAGUCUUUUAGGCUUUUACCUAGCUUAUGAACUACAGAGUGGAUGAAACACCCUAGCUCUGUAAAUUCCAGCUGUUACCGAGUGCAAAUAAUUUAAACAACAACAACAAAAAUCCCAUUGCUGUCAAGUUGAUUCUGACUCAGUGACUCUAUAGGACAGAGUAGAACUGCCCCACAGGGUUUCCAGGGAGCACCUGGUGGAUUCAAACUGCUGACCUUUAGGUAAGCAGCUGUAGCCCUUAACCACUAUGCAACUAGGAUUUCCAAAGAAUUUAGUCUCCUUUUAAAAUCACUUCACCUGAAUGGGCUCACUGCCAAUGUUUUAAAAAUUAUUUGAGCAGAAAUACGAAAUAAAUUAUCUCCAGCUGUGGUCACAUGAGCUGCAAUUAUCCAAGUGAGAGUGUUGAGUGAGAAGCUGAAAGCUUGGACCCAUGGCAGUAAAGAAGAGGCACUAUGUCAGGUUCGUUGUGUCACCUCAGGAAUUUUCAUCCCACCACGCUCUAAAUUAGGUAUGCUAAAGCUUUUGCACAGGUUAGUAUGUGGAGGUGGUCACUUCAGCUGCAUUCAGGCUUAGUUCAGAGAGCAGCAGGGUUUUUUCCACACUGCUUGUGUACUGCUGCCAUUUAGUUGUAUCUGUCUGGUUAUAGGAAACCUUGGUGUAGUGGUUAAAAAUUUGGCUGCUAACCAAAAGGUUGGCAGUUGGAAUCCGCCAGGCAUUCCUUGGAAACUCUAUGGGGCAGUUCUUUUUUGUCCUGUAGGAUCACUAUGAGUUGGAAUCGACUCGACAUCAAUGGGUUUGGUUUUUUUUUGUUUUUGCUCCAAAUGAUGGUUUUACCUUAAGUUUAGCAAUUAGUAGCUUUUUUGCCCUUUAUGGAUGUUCUAAAAACAAAAGUAAUUUUAAAACAAUAGGGAAUUUAAUUAUGAGAAAAGAGAAAAGCUGCAUAGAACUAGGAAGAUAAAGGUUACAAGCUUUGUUCUCACACGACCAGCGUAGGGCAUUCUUCCUUCUUAGCAACUCCUCUAGCCUGAGAGAACCACAACUCCCUUCCUCCCAAAACCUGAGCCUGGAAAUACCCACCCCAGUGCCCUCAAGUUGAUUCCGACUCAUAACAACUCUAUAGGACAGAGUAGAACUGCCCAAUAGAGUUUCCAAGGAGCGCCAUCUGGAAGUAGAUACUCUAAAAUCAGUCAGAUUAAAGUCCACCACUGCACUUUUCACUAAAUCUUUGCCUUCUGAGAAAAUGAAAUAUUUUAAGAAUAAAGUACAGGAAGCCCUCCUUGAAAGCCUGUAAAAGGAAUAUACUGUAGUAAGAAUGGCUUUGGUUCCUUGGCUAGUUCUCAAAGGCCUAUUUUACUUGUAAGAAAGUUGAGCCUUCAAUACUGUAAUACUUUAGUCUCUGACCACAGCACAAUGUGCAGCGACAGUAAUUGGGACCUUGCUCCUUUUUUUUUUAACCUCCAGGCAGUAGAGGGAACAAAUCCUUUAGCCUCGAGUCCUUUGAACCACAGUUCUCCACCGAAGUGGCAUAUUGAAAUCAUCUGAGGAACCUAAAAAGAAGUAGGUACCUCACCAGGCCAGUUCAAAGUGGGCCUGGGCAUGUGCGUAUAUUUAAAGCUGCCCAGGUGUUUCCAGUGUGCAGUCGAAGGUGAGCACUGUUGUAUGAGAGGCUGUUCCUGAUUUUAUUUUCAGGAGGGGUAAUGGGAGAGAGGACAGGAGGGUGUCAUUACUUCCGGGGCAGAAGUUGGUGGUAAGGUACUUUCUGCAGGUGAGUGGGAGCUUGAAGACUUGGAAGGCCUUAAAGGUUUGACUGACUGGCAGGAGCUAUGAUAAGAGGUUAGGGAAAUCUCCAAUUACAACUUAAAGGGGACAAAGAGGAGAAUUUCUGAGGCUGAGCCCAUUAAGUUCGUGACUCCCUAGUUAGGGAAAUGGUUCAUUAGGAAGCAAUAUCAGAAUAGAGGUCAUUACCUACCUAUACAUAUCUGGGAACUUAAAAGCAAUCACUUUGCAACACCAGUCACAAGUGGAACUUGGCCCCUGGGGUCUGAAAAUAUGUCAGAUAAACAAGUGAAUACAGUUAGAUUCUUGGAAAAGAUUGUGAUGGAAGGCCGAAACUUUGGGGGAAAAGCAAUUGCAGGGGAGGAAGUAAAAGCAUAUUCCGUACUUGAGCUAUUCGUGCGGUCCCCCUCGCCAAGGAAGCAAGCUAUACCCUGCCUUAUUCUGUGGCCUAUUAUUUAUGUGUGCGCGUUACUUGCGAAAAUACGGUGUUUCCUGUACCCACAACGUUGUCCUUCCAAAUUUUACUCUUAUGCCUACUGCACCUAAGUUAUAUGACUGAAAAAGAAAAUUGAUUUUGCACGGUUUGUAGCCUCCAAAGCACCCUAUUAUAUGUGGCUUUCUCACAAAACACGAAAAAAAGAUGUCAACAUAUAUCACCAAACAUUAUCUGCAUUUGGAAACAAGAGAGGUAAGGAAGGGGCCAGGAAGGUGGGAUUUGGGAUAAUAUACAAAUUGGUGCCUUAAGGGCCAAGAGCAAAUUACUAAGAAAAGGCCUGGCAACAAUCCCACCCCAAUUCGGUUUGCUCACAAUCCCCCUGUGACAUUACGGUGCUGUUCAGAGUGUACUGAACACUUCCCCUCGCCUCUCGCCAACUCCCAGGCCACGCACUGCUCAUGAAAAGGACAUGAAGCUUAAUGUGCCUGACAGAUCUGCAGGCUCGAGUAGACACUUCUGGCUGGACGGAAUGACCGUCCUCCAGGGUGUCUAGACCCCAAGCUGGGACUGGUGAGGACGAGGGAGGAACCUAUGGGUCAUAACGGCCCCGAAGCUCCAUGUCACUCCCCCCGCCCCACCCCAGCCGUCCCAAACAGCCGAGACAACUUGGACAGCCCGGAAGCAGGUGGCAGAGCGCCAGGAGGGGGCGGCAGAGAGCCAGACCGCCCGCGCCUCCCGUGGCACCGGGGGCUGUCUCCCGCCUGGCCAGCCAGGUCACUUUUUUGUUUUUCAAAAUUCACAAAGCACCUCCGAAUAUUUGCUCAGGAGAGUAUGAAACAUAUUUCCAUGACCUCUCUUUCACUCUGUUUUAUUCCUGUUUGAACGAACGAUGGAGAAAAUGCCGCGAGUCGAGCCAGGCAUCUAAGAAGACAGCCAUGCCUCUCAGGCCCCCGACCCCGCGCCUCAUAAAUAGCCUUGGCCCGACCGUUCCGGUCUUUUCUUUGUGUGACAAGCUCUCUGGUCCUCGGACGUGGAAUCUUUUUCGUCCCUUCGGGGCCCGCCGCAGAGGCUGCCCAUGAGCGAGGGAAGGGCGGCUGGCCACGGCGCCACAUUGCCGCGUGCAGGCUCCUGAGUUCGCAGGCAGGUGUCCAGCGCCACGAGGGGGUUUUAAGACGUCCUCCGGGUUGUCAUCUUUGGAUGAAGUGUGAGCGCUGGAAGCUCAGCCAGGGGCAGUGUCCUCCCCAGAGUGUCUGCGUUAACUUGAUGACUGAAGGCCUAAGGAUUAGAAUCUACUGUCUCAGAGAAGUGCUGUCAAAUGGUUGGGAAGCCUAGUGUUGGUGGUUCCUGAUAACCUAGUUAUUGUCACAGGUUGUGAUAAAGAGAGAGCCAUGGGUCUUCUCCACGGCUGCAAUGGACUUUGCUGGCACAAAGAAUGUUCUCUCUCUGGUGUUGGACAGAUCCUAGGAACUUGGCAUCUCUUCUUUCCUGUGUUACCUGUAUGAGCAGCAGGCAACUUGUGAAAAAACAAUUUAGAAAUUUUGGUUCACUUAGUAACAAGUAGAUAGCUUUUACCUGUAUAUACUUUGUUUUGUGUAAGUGCUUGGUUUUUUUUAUAAAAUGAGUUCCAAUAAAAUAAAGCAAAUAAUGA
This is a messenger RNA of Loxodonta africana (African savanna elephant), 6900 nucleotides long. RefSeq names its product heat shock 70 kDa protein 1-like. Gene Ontology annotation, biological process: positive regulation of proteasomal ubiquitin-dependent protein catabolic process; regulation of mitotic spindle assembly. The record is from RefSeq and is a predicted model, not a curated record. Gene Ontology annotation, molecular function: ATP-dependent protein folding chaperone; ubiquitin protein ligase binding; ATP binding. Gene Ontology annotation, cellular component: nucleus; cytoplasm; blood microparticle. Lineage: Eukaryota; Metazoa; Chordata; Mammalia; Proboscidea; Elephantidae. Bases 186 to 2111 code for a protein of 641 amino acids. The transcript has 5 exons.